Vitis vinifera (wine grape) is the source of this 952-nucleotide messenger RNA. RefSeq names its product SKP1-like protein 1B. Gene Ontology annotation, molecular function: cullin family protein binding. Gene Ontology annotation, cellular component: cytoplasm; nucleus. The transcript is spliced from 3 exons. Bases 264 to 734 code for a protein of 156 amino acids. Gene Ontology annotation, biological process: SCF-dependent proteasomal ubiquitin-dependent protein catabolic process. The record is from RefSeq and is a predicted model, not a curated record. NCBI's taxonomy places the organism in Eukaryota, Viridiplantae, Streptophyta, Magnoliopsida, Vitales, Vitaceae.
AAAUGAAAAUGAAAGAAAAAUAUUCAAAAAUCGUUGGAUUUGAAUUUGAAUUAGAGUGGAAGAUUAAUAAAAAUAUUUUCCAAAAUGUAUAGAAAAAAAAAUAUAUAUAUCAUGCCGCACAGUAAUCUUUGUUUUCGUUCACAUAAAAACAAUGUGGCGGUGGCUAGGCUCCUCAUACAGUCAUACAGGAUAGAUGCAGCCAACUGUUCUGGGAGUCAUUCGGAGGCUUAGAGGGGUUAGGGUUUCGUUUGCAAGAACGGAUCAUGUCGUCGUCGAGGAAGAUCACUCUGAAGAGCUCCGACGGCGAGGCUUUCGACGUCGAUGAAGCCGUAGCAUUGGAAUCGCAGACGAUCAAGCACAUGAUCGAGGACGACUGCGCGGACAACGGCAUUCCGUUGCCGAACGUCACCAGCAAGAUCUUGUCGAAGGUGAUCGAAUACUGCAAAAAGCACGUGGAAGCGCCGAAGCCCGAGGAGCGUAGUGGCGUCGAUGAGGAACUCAAGGCUUGGGAUGCUGAUUUUGUUAAAGUUGAUCAGGCCACCCUAUUUGAUCUCAUUCUGGCAGCAAACUAUCUGAACAUCAAGAGUCUCCUGGAUCUUACUUGUCAGACUGUGGCUGACAUGAUAAAGGGCAAGACUCCAGAGGAGAUUCGCAAAACUUUCAAUAUCAAAAAUGAUUUUACACCGGAGGAAGAGGAGGAGGUGCGGCGGGAGAACCAGUGGGCCUUUGAGUGAAGGGUCAAAAUAAACAAAGCGUUUAUGUGGUAAUUUAGUUCUGUGGUGGGGAACCAGGGGUGGUUGUUUCCUCCUGUAGUUGAACCUCUAAACUUUAUAGUUUAUGCUCUGCUUGUAGUGUCUAGGAGUUAUGUUUCUUUGUGAACGAUUACUUGAACUGUAACGUUUCCAUGAAUCUCUUAUGUUCAUAGCCUAAAUGUGGUUUCUUUUUCAUGUAA